UCUGUUUACAAACUGAGGGCUGUAGAGAAGUGGAGAAGAGAGAGAAGGAAAGCAAUGUGAGAAGCAAAUACAGGAGAAGACAGGAGAGCCUGGAUCUGAAUUAACAUCAGCCCGUUGUGUUCCUGUGUUGUUUACCUCCCUGUGUGCUUUGUUCCGAGCAGGAAGGCAGGGAAAGGGAUGAGACUCUGCCCUCCACAGGAACACUGAGGCUGCCUGCCUUUCUGCUCGCCUGCUUGGCUGGCCGUGCUACCGGGAAACACAUCCAUGUCCUUCCCUUUGUCUCUCCAUAAUUAGACUCGGCAGAAUUUUCACAGCCAGAGAGGAGGAAAGCGAGGUGGGGAGCUAAAGAAGACAGGACAGAGGAGGAGAGGAAAGGAAGGGAGAAGAGAAAAGAAGAGGAGGAAGGGAGGGAAAGCCUCGUGACAAUGUUUUGAACAGGAGGCAAAACAGAAGAGCUGGGACUGCGCCUAUGACCAGAGUGGCUGCACACUUCAUCAUCACUGCACACUAAGGGUCAAAUGAGGUUCAAUUUUGAGUAAUGUCUUCUUGAGAACUCUCUUAUCAGAUCUGCUUACUCCUGACCAGAAGUCACUGCACAUCCGCUCUACUAUCGGGGUUAAAGUAUUCUGAACCUAGAAGGUGGUACAAAGCUUGUGCUUUUGUGGUAACCAGACUUUGUGAUAUUGGAGAGGUCACGACCUCAAAUAUUUUCUCGGUUUGCCAACCGAACAUUCACAUAUCUGAUGCAUCCUGUCCAGUGGUGUAAUGGGUGUCUGUGUGACGAUCCCUACUGCACGAUGACCUCUGAAGAGCUCUUCCACCUGCCGCUCAAUGUCUACAUCAUCAUCCUGGGCAUCGGCCUCUUCAUCCUCAUGCUCACCCUCAUCUUCUGCUGCUACCUGUUCAGACUCAAGCGAAGAGGUGCAAGAGAGCAGUAUGGUUGUUUUGAAAGGAGGGGGAAGAAGCUGAGCCUUAUUGGGCAAACAUGUGCGGUGUGUUUAGACGAGUUCCGCAGCAGGGACGAGCUUGGAGUGUGCUCAUGUUCUCACGCCUUUCACAAGAAGUGUCUGAUGAAAUGGUUAGAGAUCCGCAGUGUCUGCCCCAUGUGCAACAAGCCCAUUUGUCGCCUCCUGCCCCCACCCCAACAAGCUCAAGAGCAGCCCCAGAGUAUCUUGGAGGUCUGACAGGGGGAUGGAUGUCCAGCAGCACCUCACACUCCAGUCACUUGACACCUGUCACUACUGAUGGGCGCUGUUGCCCAAUCCUACAGAUGGUGGUUUAGGUAAUGCAAACAUUUUAAGACAGAGCUUCUCUGGAAGUAGAAAUGAUAAGAGCCUAAAAUAUGUGAGUGAGAUUAUAACACUAACACAGGGGUGGAAAAGGUAAUAAUUAUCCGCUAAUACUUGAUAUGGCAUAUAAAUAGCAGAUUAAGGCUAACUAUCAAGCCUAAAUGCUGCCGUUAAUCGUACAAAGCCAGUAAGCUAAGUGCCUUAAAGCUGCAGAUCCUCUAAAUUAGAGAAACACUCGUCACACUGAGCAUGUGUGUAUGAAAUCCCAGUUUACUCUCUAUAGACAUGUUCUUUGGGAAAUGGACACAAUUUAAUGAAGAGCCCUGAGUUGUCUGGCUCUGCUUCAAACGCACAAUAUAUAUAUUUUUUUUUGCCACUAGUGGUCUUUCAAUCCAAACAAAACAAGUGGUCUAGGGAAGUGGUGUAGAAUCAUGGGAGUUGUAGUCUUCGCCACCAUUGCCUUCAUUUCAGUCAGCUUCUCCUGGGAGCCUAAUCACUUGAGAGGUCUCCUUCUCUUACAGAAAUGGACCAGGUGAACAAUAAUGUGGCUUAUAAAUAGAAAAAGCUUUUAGGAGACAACCCCAACGCUGACAUUUGCACAAAGGAGUUACAAUGUAUGUAUUUCUCUAGGUUUUUAAAGUGUUUCAAAGAUUUUGGAUAAUGUAAGUACAAAACCCGACAAAAUAUGAAAUAGGUCUCGUUGUUUUUUAGACAUUUUAAUGUGGAAAUGUUAAAAAAAAUGAUCUUUAACUGCCAAGCUUACAAUGACUCUUACACCCUAACGUACAGGCAUCCAAAAGCCCCUGCUCGAUUCAGAGGAAAUCCCAAAUGCUCUUCAACAUUUUUCUUCAGUCUACUGAUAGCCUUUAUUAUUGUUAAAUCAAUCAUUUAAGAUUGAUGUAAUAAUCUGAUGCAAAGAAACUUUUGGAGAGAUAAAUAAAAUGAUGUAACAGCAUAUGUGACACCAAGACAACAGCAUCAGGAUUUACCAUUAACAUCAUGCCAUCACCAAAAAUCGUUGGCAUCAUCAUCUGAGUGUGAAGAUGGUGUUACUGUUGCAACUCAAGUUAAUAUAUUAUUUCUGCCAUCAGAGCAGCUCUGCCUCUGUGAAAUGUUUGUUUGACAAAAAAUCUGCCCACUUUGACAUUAGCCAAAAAAUGACACGCAUGCAGGCCACAAGAAAUGGAGCUUGGAUAGAGGGAGAUUCAAACGACAGACACCAGCUGUGAAGACAUCAAAAGCUCCCUUGGCUUUUUGUUGCUCCAAACUUGAUCGUGCAUGCAGAUUUGUGAUGGAUAAAGAAAAAGAGACUUUUAAGAAAACACGACAAUUGUAAAGAAUGAGGGUUGUGUAUAUUUUGGCUGUAACCUCUGAUUGCCUCACAGUUAUUAAGCUCCAUCAGUGUUGCCAAGCUGGGUGAAGGUAAUGAAGCCUUAAAUGGCAAGACAAUUACGUCAUAUGGGAUCUGAUGUCUUGUAGGAACGGUUUUGUUUUAUUACUGACUUUUUAUUGUUAUUGUCAGUGAUGCGAGAACACUUGACUGUCAUUUGUCAAAGAGUUGGAUGUCACUGUUGCCUUUGGGACAGAUGUAAGUGCUUUGUACUUUAGUGAUAUAAAUAGACACAGUGCACUGAUAGAAGAGCCUGUUUAAGCUGGUUUCUUGAGUGAGGUGCACCAUAAACAUCCUCCUCUGUAUGUACCAUGUAAUAUAUAUUGAGUACUCUGUAAAUUGUAAAUGCUUUUGAAUAUUCUGACUUUAGAAGAAGAAAAAUAUAACUGGUGUUUUGAUAUGGUCAUUUGGAUCCAAGUCUUUUUUUCUAGUUUUGCUACAUGUUGACACUUACAUAUUUGUAUGUUGUUGUACUAUAUGGAAAGGUUUACAACAUUUUAGUUGCUUUGGGUUGAUGUUAACAACUUUGUGCUAACGUGACGGAAGGAUUUCCACCAAUACAUAUAUGUGCCUGAUAAAAAAUCUCCAUACAUUACUCAAACAUGGGUUAUUGUGUGGUGGGGCUAACUUCUACAGUUAAUUAAGUGCCGUAAAAAAUAUUUUAGACAGGGUAGCCCACGGCAACAUCUGAGGGUCAGUUGGUCCCCUCCGGUCUAAACUGAACAACUCAUCUCUCGACAACUAUUGGAUGAAAUGUAAUUAGAUUUUGUAUAGAUGUUUAUGAUACAAAUCCUACUGACUGCUACUAAUAAAGUGCUGCAGAAAUUA
This is a messenger RNA of Trematomus bernacchii (emerald rockcod), 3507 nucleotides long. Its product is annotated as RING finger protein 122-like. Lineage: Eukaryota; Metazoa; Chordata; Actinopteri; Perciformes; Nototheniidae. Gene Ontology annotation, biological process: protein ubiquitination. The record is from RefSeq and is a predicted model, not a curated record. The transcript has 7 exons. Gene Ontology annotation, molecular function: zinc ion binding; ubiquitin protein ligase activity. Bases 744 to 1184 code for a protein of 146 amino acids.